AUGUCUUCGCCGACCGAAGAAAGUGUUAGACGAAACAGUGAGAGCGAAGCUGGAGGAGCGGAAACGCCGGAGCACGACCCUCAUUAUGAGCCCAUUGUUUCUUUGCCGUUGGUGGAUAUACAAACUAACGAGGAAGAAGAGGAAGAACUCGUCAAGAUACGCGCCAGGCUUUACAGAUACGACACCGGAGAUCAUGAGUGGAAAGAGAGGGGUACCGGAGAUGUUAAAUUGUUACGUCAUAAAGUAAAUAAUUCAGUGCGAGUUGUAAUGAGACGUGACAAAACUUUAAAAGUUUGUGCUAAUCAUUUUAUCACUCCUGACAUUCGUAUGAAUGUUCACUGUGGUUCCGAUAAAGCUUUCAACUGGUCUGUAUUUGCUGAUUAUGCAGAUGAAACAUGCAAACAGGAGCUACUUGCUAUAAAGUUUGGUAAUCCACAAAAUGCCGAACUGUGGAAAACGAAAUUUGCGGAAGCUCAAGAAAUAGUCAGAACUAAAUGCAGUCUUUAUACACAAGAUCAGUCCUCAGAUGAUGAGAGCAGUAUCACGAGAAGUGAGGAUACAGACACACCGGAGCCUAAAAGUUCAGACAAAACAGAGGAUGAGGCAAAGAAGGACCAAGGUGAAAAUAAAGACUCAGACGGUGUUGUUUUAAAACUAAAAGAACUAAAAGUGGAGAGUGAAUAAUUGAAAUGAUAUUUCUUUCGUAAAUUCCAUUCUUUUUUGUAAAGAUUAUUCUUUAAGAUUUUUAAGAUAAUAUUGCAUUUUUUUGGAAGUGGAAAAACACCACAUAGUAGGUAGUGCUAAAUUUUUAGAAACAGCCAAGUCCUUACAGUAAUUGUAAGUAAUUUUUUGUAGUUUGUUACUACAUUGUAAAGAUGUGUCCUCUUGAGUAAAGACAGCUAUGGAGUGGAGUUUUAUUUCUUAACAUGAAUAAAAAGGCAUAUUGGAAAUUUCUCAUGAAUUAAUAAAUUAUUUACGAAUUUAUUAGGGUCAUACUUUGUUAAAGUAGUAUAUUUUGUUCCACUAUAAUGAAAAAGUGUUAAAACACAUAAUUUUUCUAAACCAUUGAAUUAGCAUCUAUUAUAUAAAUAUAAAGUUACAUUUACAUUUGUGAUUAUUGGAUUUGAUAAUGACAUGAUUCUCAAAUAAUUAUAUUUUAAGAUAUACCACAUUCAACAUUUUUGUAAUACAUUACAUAUCAUUUUA
Messenger RNA from Melitaea cinxia (Glanville fritillary), 1206 nucleotides. Its product is annotated as ran-specific GTPase-activating protein-like. Gene Ontology annotation, biological process: nucleocytoplasmic transport. Bases 1 to 684 code for a protein of 227 amino acids. Gene Ontology annotation, molecular function: GTPase activator activity. Gene Ontology annotation, cellular component: cytoplasm; nuclear pore. The transcript has 4 exons. Lineage: Eukaryota; Metazoa; Arthropoda; Insecta; Lepidoptera; Nymphalidae. The record is from RefSeq and is a predicted model, not a curated record.